UUUUGGCCAUCUCGAAAUAGGAUCGACGCAAUCCAUUGCCGUGGAAUGAUAAACUGCCGAUUCCUGGACAACCACAGCACUUGCAGUAGCAGUAGCUGUAGCACUAUGGACGACGCUGUGGAAAACGACUGUUCGUUGAGGUGCGACAGACGAUGCGACAGACGGUGCGACGGGUCGUGCGACAGCCUGUGCGAGCAAUUGGCGCAAUCGAACAGCGUAGCGGCGACUGCAGCCGAGCAAUUGGAGUCGCUGGACGACAAUCGCAGGGAACUUAUUCCUGCGACAGUCCUAGCCACCACAGUACGAAGUGCGGCCAUGGCCCGCAACUCCUCGCCGCCGCUUCCCCCGUCUCACGCCUCAAUGUCGCACGCCUCAUCGUCGCACACCUCAUUGUCGCAUGCCUCGUCGCCGUCGCGUCUUUCGUCGCAACCUCCGCGCGCGGUCAGCCAACGCUUGAUCGCACACGGCAAAGCGGGUCGCAGCGAGCCUCACUCCGCGCACAUCGCGUCCCGCCUGUCGCUGCUCCUCCUGUUGCUCCUCUCAGACAUCACCCCACCAUCCUCGCUACCUUCACCAGCACGGACCCUAUCACUAUCGUCGUCAUCGUCAUCGUCGUCAGAAAGGGCAUCGCAAUCGCAGAGAUCAUCGCAGAGGCUAUCGCAGAGGCUGUCGCAACGACUAUCGCGAUGGGGGGAAUCUCGAUCGCGCGUGCUGGUGGCGCGCGCGCAGCAGGACUCGCCGCUGCUGGGGCAGGGCGUGGACCCCGUGGCGGCGGGCGCUGCGACCAACUGCACGCCCGUGUUCAUGAGCGCCGUGCUGCACAAGCUGCUCAAAGUCGACGAGAAGAGCUACAGCUUCGACGCCGUGGUGCUGCUCAUGAUGUCGUGGGUCGACUCCAGAGCGCCGCUCACCUGGCACGCCAUCCGCGCAGUGCGCGACGCGCGCCUCGCGGAGCAGCAGCAGCGCAUGGCGGAGUGCGCGCAUCUGUCCGACCACCUCGCGGGGAAGACGCUUGGAGACGGGGCGGCGGGCGGGGCUAGUUCUGCGCCUCGUGCUGGCAAUGCUACUGCUGUUAGCACCGCCGGCAACGGUAGCACCGCCGGCAACAGCAGCAGCGUCGGCAACGUUAGCAGCACGACCGGCGCUAGCACUGGUCUCGGCAGUGUCUCCCGCGUUUUGGCAGAGGCUGCAGCACCAGCGGCAGCGGCUGGCUCUGGGAACGGCACCGGCGGUGCUGCUUUCAACGGCAGCGGCAGUGCUGCUGGUGCUGGUGCUGCCAACGGCACAGCCGGGGCUGGGGCCGGCAGUGGUCCGCCGGCGCUUAACGGCAGCGGUCCAGGCCUGGGCCCGGGUAGCCGCGGCAAGGAGGGCGGUGGGCCGGGCCCCCGUGAUCUGAACGCGUCUGCUGUCGCUGAGCUCUGUGAAUCCGCCGUCACCAAGCCUGUGGCGCCCCCGUGCGGCAAGCGGUGCGCGCCGGGGUCGGAUCUGUGCUGCGACGCGGUGUGGCUGCCGUCGUUCCACGUGCCCAACGUGAACGCGUACUCGCAGGACCGCUACAUCACCGACGAGAUCCAGCAGUUCGCGCCGCUCACCAGCCCGUCCAUCGUGGGCCGUCAGGUCCGCGUGCAGGGCACCUUUUCAACGGCCUUCAACUUCAAGCGAUUCCCCUUCGACACUCAGUCCUUGACUCUCACGGUCACCCCAGCAGCGUUCGACUCCCCUCAGGCAGCGCGCUCCUGCUACUUCCUCGUGUCGUCACUAGUCGCCCGGGAGGGCGCCAGCGCCAUGGCCAUGGUGGCCAGUGGGGGGGACGGGGGCCCGGGGGCGUACUCCACUGACGAGGUCACUGGGUGGUAUACCACCAAGGUGGAGCUUAGUUGCACGGGCGAUGGGAUCCUGAAUGGGAAUGGCAGCAGCAGCAACAGCAGCAGCAGCAGCAGCAGCAGCAGCAGCGCAGGCAAUGGUACUGAUGCUUCAGCUGCUGCCGGCAGUGCGUACAACAGCUUUGCGGCCAACGGCAGCAGCAGCAGCAGCAGCAGCAUUGGUGGUGGUGGUGGUGUGGAUGCGAGUAGCAGCAGUGCAAACGGCAGCUCUGAUGCGUCUGCCGCGACAGCAGGUGCUGCUGCCGAUGGCAGUACCCAGAGCGGCGGCGCUGCUGCUGCUCCUGGCCGCGCUAGCAUUGAUAGCAUUGAUAACGAUGGCAGCGGUGGCAGUAUUGGCGGUAGCAGUGGUGGUGGAUGGAGCAGUGACGGUGGUGAUCCCAGGAAGGAUAGCAAGCUGCAGAACUUCAACCCAUACGACCCUGUGAACAGCAUAGUGGAUGCAGCCCGGUCCGCCAAGGACAGCGGGCACCAGCAGCCACCGCAGCAGCAGCAGCCGGGGGGGGGUGGUCAGGAGGGGGAUCAAGUGCUCAAGGGGGGGGGGAUGGCGGACGCACCCUUCACGUCCACCACUGCCCCCAGUGAUGGUACUGGGUUGGAGGGGGCAGGCGCGGAUAUGGGCAUGGGCGUGGGGGGCCGGUAUGCGUCGACAUGCACGCUGACCAUCCACGUGGAGCGCUACAGCUAUUACUACCUCUGGACGAUCAUUUUCCCCACGAUGAUCACGGUGUGCCUGGCGUUUGCGGUGUUCUUUGCGACGCCCACGCAGCUGGACAUCCGAGUGAGCACCACUGUCACGCUCUUCCUCGCGCUCAUCGCCGUGCAGUUCGUCAUUGAGGAGCAGCUGCCCAAGACGUCGUAUGUGACGGCGUUCGGGCAGCUGGUGCUGGUGUCAUACGCCACCAUCGUGCUCAUCAUCCUCGAGUGCCUCUUUGUCUUCUACCUCACCUCCAUGGAGGAGGUUCGUUUCCUGCAGGGCAAGCUGCCCCCUGCGGAUGACAACGCUGAUGACGAUGACGAUGAUGGUGGUGGUGGUAGUGGCGCCCUGGGCCAUCGCACCUGCAGGCGCAAGAGCAGCACCUUUAACGAUGACGACAUCGACGAUGACGAUGAUGGCGGUUCUUUCCAGAAUUACAGCAGCAGCAAUAACGGCUUCAGCGAUUUCAGCUACGGGUAUUCCUCCCACCCCAACCAACCCCACCACCCCCACCACCUCCACCACACCCAGCGGCACCGCCACAGCCCCGCCCCCCGCGUCUCCUCCUCGCGCUCGCUCCGUGCCAUUCGAACCUCCUCCUCCUCCGUCUCCUCCCCCGCCCGCUCCUCGUCCCGCUUCGCCCCUCGCCACUCCAACCGCACGUCUGCCGCGGCUGCGGCUGUUGCCUCUCUGGGUGCGUCGCUGUGCUGCGGUGGUGGCUGCUGCAACACGCCGAAUACUUGCAGCCGCCCCUCCUCCUCCCGCGCCCUCCUGGACCCUGCUGGCUCUGGGAAGGAAGACAGGUGUGAAUGCUCUCCCCCGGCUGAUGCUGCUGCUGCUGCCGCUGCUGCUGCUGCUGGCAGUGCUAGUCUUGGCGUUUUAUCUCUUGAGCCAUCUGCCCCUCCGUCUAACUACUUCCGUACGGAGGCGCGCUGUAAAGGGGACGGCGGCAUGGGCGGCAACAGCAACAGCAGCAGCGGCAGCAGCAGUGGCGACGACUCGGGUGAUGAGGAGGACAAUGAGUACAUGGACGGGGACCCCAUGGCGCAGGUGGUGGAUGAGGAGGCCAGAGCGCGCGCAGCCAGAAAGGCAGCAGUGCUCUGGACAGUUGAGCCGGCCCCUGGGUCCAUGCGGAAAGAGGGAGGAGACCUGGAAGCCGGGUUGGACGGGAGGGGGGACAGGAGGGGGGAUGGGAGGGAGGGAGUCGGUGGCAUGAGUGUAGGUGUUUCCACAGCCAGGGACUUUUAUACUGGAGCUGGGGCUGCUGCUGGGACCUCUGGUGGCCAGCGGGGGAUCGAGAUGGUGAGCCAGCCACACCACCACCAGCCACCUCUUGCACUACUUGCAACCCCUAGCAGCCACCACCAUCUCCACCAGCUGCCCCGCAACCUCAGUGCCCGCAAGGUGAGCGGCAAUGCAACCAGCGGCGGUGGCGGCGGCAGCAGCAUCAACACAGAAAACAACAACACUGGCAGCAGCAGGUGCAGCAGCUUCCGGCAAUUCUCCCUCUCCCUCUCCUCACCCUUCUCCUCGUUCAGUUUCGCCCAGCCUCUGCUGAAGGCAGCCCCAUCUCUCCGCCGCGCGGUUACCACUUCAGUGAAGACCAUCCGGUCGCACAAGCAAUACUUGGGGAAGAAUGCUGCUGCUGCGUAUCGGCUCGCUAGCCGGAUCGACAGCAUUGCGCUCCCGGUCAUGUUCUUUUUGUAUAUUCUCUCCGCCGUGCUCAUUUUCAGCUUGGCUUGAGUCUUGUUACCAUAAUUUAUGUGUUGAAGGAUAUUCGUUCUGCGCUCUUGCCUUCCCCCUCCCCACUGGCGAAUCGUGGUUUUCGCCUGGUGAUGAAAAUUGAAUCUUUACUCGAGAUAGUGCAUUUUAUGCAGGUUCAACAUGUUUGUUGUUCAUUUCACACAUUUUAUAUACUUAUUGGG
Molecule: messenger RNA, 4502 nt
Organism: Closterium sp. NIES-67
Lineage: Eukaryota; Viridiplantae; Streptophyta; Zygnematophyceae; Desmidiales; Closteriaceae
Source: the annotation of a GenBank genome assembly